CGCGCAAUUGAAACAAGCUCUUCAGAAGCGGUUUUGUGUAUCUUGUGGGUGGAGAAUAUUUACAAAUAAAUCAUCAUCGUGCUAAGUGAUCAGCAAGAUGAAAGCGACAAUCUUCACAAAGUCACCAAAGAAGGAAUUGCCGUCAAGUAGUCUGUAUGAUUUGUAUCGAUUCGCGACCAAGACAGAAAUAUGCGUCACGCUGGGAAUUCUCUUAAUGAUCUUCGCCAUGUCAGUGGGUCACCCCAUGGCAACGAUUAUCUACUCGGAAGUCAUAUCAAUGCUGAGCAUUCGAUCUGAUCUCAACGCCACUGUUAUUGACACACUGCUGCUGCCGAUCUUUGGCGGUGGAAGACGCCUGGAAAAUGCCACUUUGGAGGAUAAUUACGAGGCACUCAAGGACGACGUGAUCUCAUCGUUCAUCCUGAGCACUCUGCUGCUCAUCGUGAUGGUCGUGGUGAUUUCCAUUGGAGUGUACGUGAUGAAUCUCAUCGCUCUCAAGCAGACAAUGCGCGUGAGAAAGGCUUUUCUCAUGUCUGUCCUGAGUCAGGACAUGACGUGGUUCGACUCGAAGGCCAGCAUGGACUUUGCCAGCAAAAUCACCACCAAUCUCGACCUGAUAAAGGACGCCAUGGGAGAGAAGCUGGUCACCACAGUCUUCCUCCUGUCCGCCUUCACUUUCCACAUGACUUUCAGCUUGAUCACCGGAUGGCAGCUCACGCUAGUGAUUGGCGGCGUUUACACCGUUCUCAUCCUGGGAUGCUCAAUAUUCGUGGGCAGAUCGGAGAUUCGCCUCACCGAGAAGGAGCUCAAGAGCUACUCAGUGUCGGGAUCGAUAGUUGAGGAAGUGUUCAAUGCCAUUCGCACAGUUGUGGCUUUUGGCGGGGAAGAGAAGGAGUACAAGAGAUACUCAGAGAGUCUGAGAGUGGCUGAGAAGUCUGGUGUGAAGAAGAGCUUCUUCUCUGGACUUCAGAGCGGCGUCAUGUGGUUUCUAGUCUUCGGAGGCUUCGGUUUGGCCUUCUUCUACGGCAUUCACUUGAUGGUUCUGGACUUUCAACUGCCAGAAGAGGAAAGAACCUACACAAUUAGAUCCAUUGUCUUGAUUGUACUGUGUAUGAUCACAGGAUCUCAGUUUGUGACAUUCGCAAUUCCCAGUUUGGAGACAAUAUUCUCCGCCAAAGGCACCUCAACGGCCAUUUACGAAGUCAUCAAUCGCAAAUCCAAAAUAAAUCCAUACAGCAAAAAUGGCAAAACAGUGGAAGAAUUCAAGGGAAAUAUCGAAUUUAAGAAUGUUCGUUUUCACUAUCCAUCGCGAAAAGAUGUUAAGAUCCUGAAGGAUGUUAGUUUUCAAGUGAGAAAGGGACAAACUGUAGCUUUAGUGGGAAGUUCAGGAUCUGGGAAGUCAACUUGUCUUCAACUCCUGCAGCGGCUCUACGAUCCCACCGAAGGAUCAGUGUCGAUCGACGGCGUGAACAUCAAGGAUCUCAACAUCGGCUUCCUGCGCUCGCAGAUUGGCGUCGUGGGCCAGGAGCCCGUGCUCUUCUCCGCCACCAUCGCCGAGAACAUCCGCUUCGGCUGCCCGGAAGCCACGCAGGAGCAGAUCGAGGAGGCGGCCAGGAUCGCCAACUGCCACAGCUUCGUGGAGAAGCUGCCGCAGGGCUACGAGACGAUGCUGGGCGAGAACGGGGCGCAGCUGUCGGGCGGACAGAAGCAGAGGAUCGCCAUCGCGCGCGCCAUGGUGAGGAAUCCCAAGAUCCUGCUCCUGGACGAGGCCACGUCCGCCCUGGACACCACAUCGGAGAGAAUCGUGCAGAAGGCGCUGGACAAAGCCUCCGAAGGACGAACAACUCUUGUCGUUUCCCACAGACUUUCCACCAUUGAGAAUGUGGAUUAUGUGAUUGUCUUCAGGCAGGGCGAAAUUGUGGAACAAGGAACUCAAAAUGAUCUCAUGGAGAAGCAAGGAGUCUUCUACAAACUGAAGACGGCGACUCACGAAGCUACAGUUUCUGACGAUGAAGCCACACAAGAUGUGCAGGAAGAUAAAUUGUCCACUGAAAUGAUAAACAUGCUUCUGAAGAAAGAAGAAGAAUCGUUAGACAUUGACGAUCCCAAAAUCUCCUCAAUGACACUUGAGGAGAAGAGAAAGAGUACAAUGAAUCGCAUCCUGAAAAUGAGUUGGAGAGAGUGGAAAUUGAUGAUUCUGGGCGCUUUGUGUUCAAUUGUCGUGGGAUCUUCGUUUCCCAUCAGUGGAAUAUUGUAUGCCAGAUAUUUUGAGGUUUUCGACACAACAGAUGAAGACGUUAUUUACGAAAUCGCGAUAAAGUACACAAUCUUGACGAUUGUUCUGGCAACUGUGGCCGGAAUUGCUGCCACACUGCAAAUUUUCGCCUUCGGAAAGGCUGGUGUUCGUCUCACAACUCUGCUGCGAAAGCAAUCCUUCCACUCAAUCAUGAGACAAGAGAUGUCUUGGUUCGAUAAGCCAGAACACUCAGUUGGAGCCCUUUCGGCCAGACUUUCCACGGACUGUGCGAACGUUCAAGGCGCCACUGGAGCACGCUUGGCCGGGAUUCUUCAAGCCACUUCAGCAGUUCUCAUAGGAUUCAUCAUUGGACUUGUGGCGUCGUGGCAGUUGGCUCUAAUUGUGGCCUUAGUCAUUCCACUUCUUCUCGCCGUGGCGAUCUUUGAGUCACAAUACGCGAAAUCCAGCUUGGCCAAGGAGAAGAACUCAAUGGAAAAUGCCUCCAGGAUUGCAGUGGAAGCAAUUGCGAACAUAAGAACUGUGGCAAGUUUGGGCAUGGAAGAACUCGUGCUUGAGAGAUUCCACAGUGAGAUUGAAGUGGCGUCGCGAGAAGCAAGAAAGAGCGCUAGAUUUCGCGGACUGGCUUACAGCUUGAAUAUGACAAUGAACAUCUUCGCUUACGGCGUGUCCUUUCUGGCUGGAGGAUACCUCAUUGCAAAUGGCGUAGUCAAUCAUAUUAAUGUGAUAAUGGUGAUUGAAUCGAUGCUUUAUGGCUCUUGGAUGAUGGGAAUAAUUCUCAUCUACGCUCCAAAUGUAAAUAUGGCACUUGUAUCGGCUCAAAACAUACUUAAUCUUCUGGACAGGAAACCAAAAAUUUAUGUAACACCAAAUCCACAAAAGACUAUUGAUAUAAAUGGAAAGAUUACUUUCAAGGAUAUAAAGUUUAGAUAUCCAAAUAGACCCAAGACUCAAGUCCUGAAAGGACUGAGUCUCCAGAUUCCGCAGGGAAAGACAGUGGCGCUGGUCGGACCGUCGGGAUGUGGAAAAUCGACUUGCAUUCAACUCUUGCUCCGCUUCUACGAUCCAGAAUCGGGCAGAGUGAAGCUGGACGGAACGCCGAUCAGCGAGUUCUCCCUGGGACGCCUGCGAUCCUACCUGGGCCUGGUUUCCCAGGAGCCUGUGCUCUUCGAUCGCACCAUCGCCGAGAACAUCGCCUACGGAGACAACUCGCGCGAAGUGCCCAUGGACGAGAUCAUCCAGGCGGCGAAAGAGGCUCAAAUCCACUCGGAGUUCGUCUCCAAACUCCCUCUGGGUUAUGAGACUCCUUUGGGAUCGAGAGGGACGCAAUUGUCUGGCGGACAGAAGCAGAGAAUCGCCAUCGCGCGAGCUCUGGUGCGCAAGCCGAAGAUUCUGCUCCUGGACGAGGCGACUUCGGCUCUGGACGCGGAGAGCGAGAAGACGGUCCAGAGCGCCCUGGACAAGGCCAGCGAGAACCGAACCUGCAUCGUGAUCGCGCACAGAUUGUCGACAAUCCGGAACGCGGAUCUUAUUUACGUCUUCGAUCGCGGACAAAUCGCCGAGAUGGGAAAUCAUCAUGACCUCAUGAACCUUGAUGGACUUUAUGCCAAAUUGUAUAAUUCCUCUGCGUAAUCGUAAAAUGAUCUGUGAAUGAAAUUUGACUGUGGACAUCUGUUUACCUUUAGAUUAAACUUGAAUAAACUAAG
Messenger RNA from Phlebotomus argentipes, 3960 nucleotides. Its product is annotated as multidrug resistance protein homolog 49-like. The transcript is spliced from 5 exons. Bases 98 to 3886 code for a protein of 1262 amino acids. Lineage: Eukaryota; Metazoa; Arthropoda; Insecta; Diptera; Psychodidae. Gene Ontology annotation, molecular function: ATP hydrolysis activity; ABC-type transporter activity; ATP binding. The record is from RefSeq and is a predicted model, not a curated record. Gene Ontology annotation, cellular component: membrane. Gene Ontology annotation, biological process: transmembrane transport.